Messenger RNA from Pediculus humanus corporis (human body louse), 651 nucleotides. RefSeq lists its product as uncharacterized. Lineage: Eukaryota; Metazoa; Arthropoda; Insecta; Psocodea; Pediculidae. The transcript has 4 exons. The record is from RefSeq and is a predicted model, not a curated record. Bases 1 to 651 code for a protein of 216 amino acids.
AUGGUUUUCAAGGAAUAUAUCAGAAAUAUUAAAUUAUUUUCCAGAGUUGGAAAUAGUUUCGUGGUGGGGGGAAAGUUGUGCAAGUGUUGUCCCUGCCGCCAGGGCAGGGGAAAAUCAUUAGAAAUAGAGGAAAAUAUUUGCGGAAAAGAGAACCACGAUCAUCAGUUGUUCAGAACGGAGGGAGAUAAUGAUAAAGAAAAAGAUAUCGAAUGUGAAAAAUCAUCGGAUCCGCCUUUGCUGAUAUCAUUGCAAACUCAGCUUCACGAUAUCGAAAAAAUCGAAAAAAAGCAAAAUGGUGACGAUUCUUCAUCGAGUUCGACUUUUUUUUCUAAAAACUCUAGCAUCAGAAAAGAUCAUCGUGGUUCGGAAGAUUCGAGACAAUUUCAAAGCUCUCCUUCACCUACUUGCAGCAUAUCAAAUAUUUAUUUGAUUAAAGGCAGAAGAAAAAAGAAAAUAAGUCGAAGUGUAACAAGUACUAGCAGUGAAACAAGUGUUCCGGCUGGUACUUUAGUAAGUACUUAUGCUGGAGGAAGCGGAAGUGGAAACGUUGCAAAAAUGCAAGCCGAGCAAGGAUCUAUUAAAGAGCUUAAAAGCUACCAGACCAAUAGGUAUUUGAGAAACAGGAGACACACACUUGCUAACGUUCGGUGA